Messenger RNA from Thunnus maccoyii (southern bluefin tuna), 4143 nucleotides. Its product is annotated as cartilage oligomeric matrix protein. The transcript has 19 exons. Bases 20 to 2263 code for a protein of 747 amino acids. NCBI's taxonomy places the organism in Eukaryota, Metazoa, Chordata, Actinopteri, Scombriformes, Scombridae. Gene Ontology annotation, biological process: cell adhesion. Gene Ontology annotation, cellular component: extracellular region. The record is from RefSeq and is a predicted model, not a curated record. Gene Ontology annotation, molecular function: calcium ion binding.
CAGCAACACAGAUUAAACCAUGCUGCGGUUUCUGGUGCUGACCUGUGUGCUCUGCUUUGGAGGUCACACUGCUGCAGGACAGAGAGAUGGCGAAAUUAUCAGUCAGAUUAAAAUGACGAACCUCGCCCUGGCUGAGAUUAAAGAGCUCCUGAAACAGCAGAUAAAAGAGAUAGUAUUCCUGAAGAAUACAGUGAUGGAGUGUGAAGCCUGUGGGAUGGGAGGAGCACAGCCUCGUCCCUCCUGUGUGCCCAACCCCUGCCACCCAGGGGUGAAGUGUAUGGUGACACCCCAGGGUAUAAAGUGCGGCCCCUGUCCUGACGGCAUGGUGGGCAACGGUACCCACUGCACUGACGUGGACGAGUGUACUGUGAUGCCGUGUCACAUGGGUGUGCGCUGCAUCAACACCUCCCCAGGUUUCCGCUGUGGUUCUUGUCCUGCUGGAUACACCGGCCCCCAGGUCCAGGGCGUUGGUCUCGCCUACGCCACCGCCAACAAACAGGUGUGCAAGGAUAUCAACGAGUGUGAACGCCCCAACAACGGAGGCUGCGUGGAGAACUCACUCUGUAUGAACACCCCUGGCUCUUUCAGGUGUGGUCCCUGUAAGACGGGCUAUAUUGGUGAUCAGAGACGUGGCUGUAAGCCUGAGAGAGCAUGUGGGAACGGCCAACCCAACCCCUGCCACGCCAGUGCAGAGUGCAUUGUCCAUCGAGAAGGGACGAUCGAAUGUCAAUGCGGAGUUGGCUGGGCUGGAAACGGCUACCUCUGCGGCCCUGACAUUGACAUCGAUGGUUUCCCCGAUGACAAACUGAACUGUCCUGAGAGGAACUGUGCCAAGGAUAAUUGUCUCACUGUGCCCAACUCUGGUCAAGAAGAUGCCGACAGUGAUGGAAUUGGAGACGCCUGUGAUGAAGAUGCAGAUGGGGAUGGGAUACCCAACACACAGGAUAACUGUGUGCUGGUGCCCAAUGUGGACCAGAGGAACAUCGAUGAAGACGACUUUGGUGACGCCUGUGACAACUGCCGCGCCGUCAAAAACGACCAAAAGGACACAGAUGUGGACCAAUUUGGUGAUGAGUGUGAUGAAGAUAUUGAUGGGGAUGGAAUCCUCAAUCACCUGGAUAACUGCAAAAGGGUUCCCAAUGCUGACCAGAAAGAUCGCGAUGGAGACCAAGUGGGAGAUGCCUGCGACAGCUGUCCAUAUAUUCCCAACCCCGACCAGAUGGAUGCGGACAAUGACUUGAUAGGAGACCCUUGUGACACCAACAAGGACAGUGAUGGCGAUGGUCACCAAGACUCUCGAGACAACUGCCCAGCCGUGAUCAACAGCUCCCAGCUGGACACCGACAAGGAUGGCAAAGGAGACGAGUGUGAUGAUGACGAUGAUAAUGAUGGCAUCCCAGACCUGCUGCCACCUGGACCUGAUAACUGCCGUCUGAUCCCCAACCCUCUGCAGGAGGACUCUGACAGCGAUGGUGUGGGUGAUGUUUGUGAGAGGGAUUUCGACAAUGACACUAUCAUUGACACCAUUGACGCUUGUCCCGAAAAUGCUGAGGUCACCCUCACCGACUUCAGGGAGUAUCAGACCGUUGUUUUAGAUCCGGAGGGAGACGCACAGAUCGACCCCAACUGGGUGGUGCUGAACCAGGGAAGAGAGAUUGUCCAGACGAUGAAUAGUGAUCCUGGGUUGGCUGUUGGUUACACUGCUUUCAGCGGCGUGGAUUUUGAAGGGACGUUUCAUGUGAACACGGUAACAGACGACGACUACGCAGGAUUCAUCUUCGGGUACCAGGACAGCUCCAGUUUCUACGUGGUGAUGUGGAAGCAGGUGGAACAGAUCUACUGGCAGGCAAACCCAUUCAGAGCCGUAGCAGAACCCGGCAUCCAGCUGAAGGCUGUCAAGUCAAACACGGGUCCAGGUGAGAACCUGAGGAAUGCCUUGUGGCACACCGGCGACACGAGUGACCAGGUGAAGCUGCUGUGGAAAGAUGCUCGCAAUGUUGGCUGGAAGGACAAGACGUCUUAUCGCUGGUUCCUGCAGCACCGACCUGCUGAUGGCUACAUCAGGGUUCGUUUCUACGAGGGUCCUCAGAUGGUGGCGGACACAGGCGUCAUCAUAGACGCCACAAUGAGAGGAGGCCGACUGGGAGUCUUCUGCUUCUCCCAGGAGAACAUCAUCUGGGCCAACCUGCGUUACCGCUGCAACGACACUAUUCCCGAGGACUUUGACACCUACAGAGCGCAGCAAGUCCAGCUGGUGGCCUGAUGAGAAUAAACGAGCCCAGGGAAUUCUGGGAACACUUUCCAACGCACAACUUGGUGUCAGAAAGAUCAUCACUAUGUAAACGUUCAAUGAAAAGCCCAGCAGAGGUCUCUGAAACAUCUCCUGUAAAAUCCUGACAAAAGAGAAAACUCCACAGCUGUAAAACUUUUCAAAGGGAACCAUUUCUAGAACAUGAAUAGUUUGAAUUGUUUAGCUGUUCCCAAACAGAAAAAUUAGUCUUAAAUAAUAUUAUAAUGCUCCAAAAUACUGUCCACUCUGUGUCAAUUUAUACUUUCUGAAAGAGGAAUUAUUGCAAAGAUUCAACUUUUACUUAUGAAUAAAUGUGGAUUUUGGUAAAUUAUGUGUGGAUGAAUUUCGGCUCUGCUAAGUUUUAUCGUGCAUAUUCACAAAUGCUGAAUAUUACCUUAUCAGCAAUGAUGAAAUGUUUAAGAGGUAGCUUUAACUUGCAAACAUGUCAGAUGCAUCAACUGCAGUGAUAUAAUAAUCUAAACUUAUCAAUGAUUAUUGAUAAUGCAAGGUAUUUUGAUAAUAUUAUGAUAAUGGUUAAGCUCUAUCAUAAACUAACUACACUACAAAAAAGGUCAAACAUUUGACGUUAAGUAACAGACAUGUUUUUUUUUUUUUUUUUUUGAAACUCAACAGCUUUUAGUGGAAAUCAACAUUCUGAACAUUUCACAAGCAUGCACAUAUCCAAAAUAAUCUUUUAAAUUUGCAUUUGGAAAUACAGAUUACAAAAUAGAAACAAUAGCAAAGACAAUAUACAACAGGAUUGAAACAUCAUGCAUGUCCACAGCAACACGCUGCGAUGUUGUAAAAUGACACUGGACAGUUUUGAAUCAGCAUAUUCUGCAAAUCAAGACUAUGUGCAGAGAAAAAAUCUGUCUUCCACAUUCAAUUUAAUUGACAUUUUUCUUUCAUCUUAUAAACAAAUGGUCACAUAAGGAGAAUCACAUGGCAACAAAUAAAUAACUACAGAUCUUUUACUACAACUUACAGGACAACAGUGAUAUAAUGCUAUUCUCACUAUAAGCUUUAAGUGUAACUUAAACUGUGUUUUCCAGAGCCUUUUACAUGUUUCAAUGAGUUGUAGAGUCAUUUAGAAAACCCCAUGUUAUUAAAGGGACAUUUUAUUCAGACCUAAAACACUCUGGGAACAAGCAGUAAAGACAGAGCAACAACUCUCUCCAUUUAUUCUGGGACUGAGGAAUACACUUUUAAACACAGGACGCCUGUUUGAGAUUCACUCGUCAGCUUUUUCAGUUUGAGACAGAAUUUUGCUUUAUUGCUUUUUAAAACACAAGAUAAAUGUUUGCUGUGCUAAAAAGUAAUGCAAGAAAGUGGUGUCUCAAACUAAAAACAUGCAGAUGAGUCAGAAUAAAGGUUUACAAGACGUAGUACGUUGAGCUGAUCUGUCCAUCUCAUCUGUUUGGUAAACGGACUUCUAACUGUUCAAUCGCCAGAAACGUUUCCUAUAAUCAGUGUUUAGCCUCAGCUCAUCAAAUUUAGUGAAAUUAGCGUGAUGCCCUACGUGUGAGAAGUAAUAAUUGUUUUCCGACCAAUAAAGGAAUCUGGUAAAGGCAUUUACUUUCAACUCUGGCGAACAAAGUUUACUUUUUAAAAAUAUCCUAUUAACUGCCUUUUUUAAAAAAAUAUUCGUAACUUUAAUCGAAGUUGUAUUAGCUGCCUAACUUUAACUCUAACCUCUACCAAUGUUAGUUUCUGUGAGCAAACUUUAUGUGACAAAUGAAAAUGGCAUCUUCUACCCUUGUCAUACAUUAAAGGGAACCAAUUAUGCUCAUUUCCAGCUCUAUAUUUUUAUUCUUGGACUCCACUAGAGUAGCUUUGCAUGAUUCACAGUUCAA